Molecule: messenger RNA, 3303 nt
Organism: Ramularia collo-cygni
Lineage: Eukaryota; Fungi; Ascomycota; Dothideomycetes; Mycosphaerellales; Mycosphaerellaceae
Exons: 4
Coding region: 1-3303 (1100 amino acids)
Source: RefSeq, a predicted model, not a curated record
AUGCUACGACCACCGUGGUUACUCACGGAGAUUCUGCAACUCCUCACCCCAGCACUUCUGUUGCUGCUCCUUUGCACACAACAAUGCCGUGCGGAUGACUCGACCUUUGAGUUCAAUGGACCAGCCGAGUCCGUCCAUGUCAGUGAACCGCCCGAGUUCAACUUUGACGGUGACCAGAUGCCCGUCGUUCUGCGUCCAGUCGCUGGACAUCAACUGAAACACUCGCUUUUUGAACCGACAAGCAGCAUGGACAUGCACUUCCUGCAGCUUCAAGAAGACAAGAAUCCGGGUAUCCUCCAAAUCACCAUUGAUCAUGAAGAUCACGACUAUGUUAACCUCGAACGGAUUGAGCCCUUCCUUGUUGAGCCGGUCACGUGCCGCAUGGCGAGAUAUGGCGAGAAGACUGAUUUGGAUUUGCACUUUGAGACCCGCGAGGCUUUUGAAAUGGCCGAGCAGAACUGGUCCCCAAGAUUCUCCAACACCAAUGAGAGGAGCAUUCUCUUCGUCGUGGAAGGACCGUACUGCUUCGAAGCGGCAGGAACACGCUCGGUUUAUCAUUCCACCAAUAUUCGAUUCGACGCAGAUCGCAAGUUGGUUGUCAUCGAAGCCGAGCCGCUGCAUGCGCAGGUGUAUUGGGAGUCCGGCUGGACUCAUGGCAUCACCAUGUCAUUAUUGGAACACCAACCCGAAGGGCAUGUCAUAGUACCGCGUGAAAGUCUGCAGCUCACUCAUGGCUCGCAUGAAUUGGUCAAGCGAGAAAACCAUUGGCACAAAAACUUUCACCACAAUGGGAUCGACCUGAUGUACAACAAUUCAAUGCAUCAUGACCUUGGAGAACGACAUGAGUUCAUCGGAGAAAAACCAUUUUGGUACAAUGGUCCACAUAUGAAUAUAGCUUGUAUCGGAUGUCACGUCACAGGCACGUUCAGAGCAGGAGUCAACGUCAGAAUCGAUCUCAAUCCCUUCCAUGGCCGCGAAAACUGUCACAACAAGAAAAGGAACCCGCCGAGGAAACGCUCGGCGAACGCCACAGCGUUCAUGGAUAAACAUGAGCACAUUCAGCCAACAAUCUAUGCUUUGAUGGAGGCGGAGCGAAUCGAGAAACAUCGACAAGUUCGGGUGGAAGCGCGCAAAUUGCGAAGGCGAGGGAUCUCAUCCCCUGAGUCUCCCGACCUGAGCUGUUCCCCGGCGAACCCUACAUUCCCCGUCUGCCACGAACGUCACAUGCCUCGUGCUCUCCAGACUGCUGACCCUUGCAACGAUUGGCUCCAUCCAACUGAGGCGGCCAAAGAAGUCUUCACGUGCGCGGUGAAGUCAAUCGUCAGUCUCCUAUUCAAGGGCAAGAAAUGCCGGAAAACGCUCCAUAAAGAACUGAAAGAGUUCCAUGGCAUCAAGGACUACGCCAAACAAUUCGUUCGGGCUCACGUAACGGAUCUGGAGAUCUAUUACGAGGUCAUUGACGACAUUGACAUACGAUUUCAACUCGAAAUUUCCGGGACAGUCUCCUUGACCUUUUACUUCGACGUGGACUUUCUCCAAUCGGCGAUAAAAAUCACAAACGGCGACGAGGCAUGCAAAAUGAUACCCGACGCGCCCAUGUUCUGCGUUAAACCUUCCCUUCCUGUUAGUAUUUCCAUUGGUUAUAUGAUCAGUACGGACGGGGGAUCUUCUACCGGCCCAAUGUCCUUGAGCGGGCUUCCUUCUGGAAAAAAAGAUAAAGACGGGAAGUCCAUUCCGAUCGGAAAAGCGAUGAGUUUUGGUGGAUCAAAGAGUAGUUCUAACGAUAAGACAAGUCUGGAUGCCCAAAAAGUCGGUCCUGGUGCCGGCAAAAUCGAACUCGAUCCUAUCAAGGAUAAUGAUAAGACGCCGCACGGACUGCCGGUUCCGACAUUGGACUUGUCACCCAUAGGAGUCUCUACCUCGGUGGCACUGGAGGCGCAUAUUAAUGUAACCCUUCCAGGCUUCCACGUCAGGAUGCCCAAGGGUAAGAUCUCCUGGAAACCCUUGAAGGAAAAAAAAGAAGAACAACUUGUCAACACCAUUACCAUGAUCACCGAAUACCUCCCCGCGAGAUUGGAAAUCAACAGUCCCAAGCUCACCAUCAGGGUGUCCGCCGGACCACGCUGGAAAUUUCACCUUCUCCCUCUCCCCGAAGGUGGGAUGAAGGACAAAAUGACCGUGGCAGGCAUUUCCGAUCCUCUAGCUAUUGGAGGACAUUUCCAACCUAUUCGCAUCGACCAGAUCCUCAGCGUGGCGACCGACGACGACGUCGAUAAAUGUCCCAAGAAUCAUAUCAAGUACGAAGUGUUGAUACGAACGGGCAUGGAUGCCUAUGUUAUGGUCUUCGCCCAGCGCGUCCUCGAUUUAAACUGGAUACCCCCCCUGCACAAAACCAACAUUCCCUCGGAAACGAUUCGCGGACUGUGGUAUUCCUGGCGCGUCUAUAUACAAUGUUUGAACGCGACGAUUGACAUGGACCCCGUGAACGACAAAAUCAAUGCGAAAUUGCUGGAGUGGCAGCAGCCGCUCAUCGACGCCUUCGCGAAGAUUGGGCAGAAGAUUAGUGCGCAAGCUGACAAAAAUUUCAAGCAUGUGCCGCUGGAUGACAGGUGGAGGAAUGAGACGGCGAUGGAAAUGAUUGAUUUCUUGGAUUUCGCUUCUUGGUCUGAUCGGGUGGGACCUGGAAUGACUUGGAAGGAGUGUCAGAUUGGGAUACAUUCGGGAUGUGAUGAAGAGCAUCGAUUCUUGGUUGCUGAGGAUGCUCCGCCAAGGGAAGAAUAUCAGUCUGAAGAAGAUGAAGGCGGGGACGAUGACCAUAAGAAUGUGGACGGUGAGGAGAAGAAGAAGGAGAAGGAUGGACUGGGGCAUGUGCUGAAAUGUAUGUUCCUCGGUUGUUCUGAGAAGCAUGACGGGGAGGAUAAAGGGGGAAAUAAUGAUGAGCCGGAAAAAGAUCCGGAUGACGAGGGAGGGAAGGAGAAGGAGAAGAAGAAGCAUGGAGCCCUUCACUAUGCUAAAUGCUGGUUCGUAAGUUGCGAUGAUGAUAAUGAUGAUGGCGCCGCCGAAGGUGCUUCGACGGCUGAUGCUGGAGUUGGUGCUGGAGUUGAGUCUGCUGCUGAGGCUGGAGUCGGUGCUGUUGAUGCCGGAGUUGAAUCUACUGCUGGGGCUACUGCUGCCGAUGCUAAUAUCAUGCUCCUCGCAGCAGAGGAGCCCGCAACUCAGGCUCAGAAGGAGGAUUAUCAUGGCGUGGAUGAUGAUGAUGGUGAGGGAGGGUAUGAUAGGUGGAGCAAAUUGAUUGAGGAUUAG